AUGCUCCAAGACGAGAGCAACCCAGACUUCGUUGCCAAGGUUGUCAUGCUUUUAUGCGAGGAGGGUGAGCAUAUCAUUGGCGAGCUCGCCAAGCAAUUGGACCAACCAUGUGUGGACUAUGGCAAGGUGGACACAUUUGUGGAUCAACUCCGGGGAAAUAGUGCAUGUGUUGGUGCUCAGAGAGUGAAGAACACUUGUAUUCAGUUCCAUGUGUGUUGUCAGGAGAAGAGCAAAGUUGGGUGCCUGAAGACACUGGAUUCUUUGAGAAAUGAUUUCUAUGAUCUGUGCAGCAUGUUCAUACCGUAG
Molecule: messenger RNA, 306 nt
Organism: Triticum turgidum subsp. durum (durum wheat)
Lineage: Eukaryota; Viridiplantae; Streptophyta; Magnoliopsida; Poales; Poaceae
Source: the annotation of a GenBank genome assembly